Salpingoeca rosetta is the source of this 4916-nucleotide messenger RNA. RefSeq lists its product as uncharacterized. Gene Ontology annotation, biological process: meiotic chromosome condensation; mitotic chromosome condensation. Gene Ontology annotation, cellular component: condensed chromosome, centromeric region. The record is from RefSeq and is a predicted model, not a curated record. The transcript has 40 exons. Bases 68 to 4495 code for a protein of 1475 amino acids. NCBI's taxonomy places the organism in Eukaryota, Choanoflagellata, Craspedida, Salpingoecidae. Gene Ontology annotation, molecular function: histone binding.
AAGACAACCAACGACUGAGCGAGGUGCAUGUCAAUUAUUGCCACCAUCCUGGUCUGAACACUCAGGGAUGGCUCAAGCCAAAACCGCUGCGACAGCAGCGCUCACCACCCUCCACGUUGUCGACGCCCCGCCUGCGUUCGUCACCGAGGCGUGGGAUCAUGCCCUCGUUGACCUCUCGGAUCUUUCCGAGCCACUGCCCAUUGAAGAAGAUGUGCACAGCGUCGUGGAAGCCCUCAAGCAACUCGCAAACUCGAUUGCAGCCUGGCAAGGGGAAGAAGACGCCUCUGACACGUUCUGGAUUUUCCUGGCGGAGCAGAGCUGCAGCGUGCGUGCUCUCGUUGCCGUUCUUGCCUUCCACAUUGACGCCAAGGAUGGCGCUGAGCUAGCGGCUGCGAGCGUGUACCUGCGGCUGCUUCUCCUUCCCGGUGCAUCCGCCCACAAGACAUACACACCCAUGCUCUGCCGCCGCGCCUGCCAGGCCGUUCAAGCCGCAAUCCCAACAGUGUCGCGAUCAACGGGCAGCAGCGCCAAGACGGCGGGUGCUGCUGCUGACGAGGACGUGCGCGUGGCGCUGGCUGUUCUUGCUCGCGUUGCUGCCAGUCCCAUCUUCCCGUCCAUUGCAGACAGCACCGACAUCGUCGUCGAGGUGCUUGCGCAGGCGUCACGCACGUCGGCGCCGACCACCGCCGCCUUGACGCGUGAUCAACUCACUGCUGUUGAUGACAUCGCGACUGCAGGCAGCAUCUCCGCCAUUGCUUUCGCCGGCCUGUAUGCGCUGUGCACGAGGUCUGAUAUGAGAGACGCCACACGCCUCGUCUUCAAGAAUCUGCUCCAAACCCUCAACAUGUCUUGGACAAGCGGUGCAGCUGCACAUACGACAAUGGCAUCAUCAUCAUCCUCGUCGUCGUCGUCGUCGUUCACGCAGGCCCAGCUCCGUGUCCGCAACCUUGCCCUCUCGUUUCUGGACGUUCUGUCAACAUCGCCGGAUGCUGUGGAUGUGUGCAAGUAUCUCCGCAUCAUGGGCCAACACCUCUGCACGACUGUUGCCGAUCGCGCUGCACACCGCGAGCAGGGCGCACAGGCGUUUGUGCAUGUGUUGCGCCUGCUGCCUGUGCGCGAGGGUCUGUCCCUUGCGUCGUGGCUGCACCACUUUUCCCGCAGCAGCAAGACGGCCCACCGCACGCUGGCCAUUGAAUACGUCGCACAUGUCCUCAUCGACACUGCGUUCUGGACGGCGGUGACGAGCAAGGAGGCACUGACCAACACAGCGAACACAACAGCAGCAGCAAAGGCCAGCAGCGGCAGCGAUACUUCGUUCUCGCCGGCGUCCACACCUGUGAAGAGCCCAUCACAGCAGUCGUCAUCAUCAUCGUCACCAUCACUCUCAUCGUCGUCCGCUGACGUGCAGCGCAAGCUCGUGCAGCUCAUCUUCCUGCGGUGCAGCGACAAGGCGGUGAAUGUGCGCGUGCGUGCACUCCGCAGCCUGCGCGACAUUGCUGCGGCCGCAGCUAUGGCCACCGAUGGCCACGAUGGCAGCGACGUGAAUGGCAGCAGCGGUAUUGCCCGCCUGAAGGAAGUGAUCUUGCAGCUGUAUCGCGAGGCCUCCAUCCAGGACCUGGCGGCCACUGCAAGCAGCGCACUGCUCUCCGCCGCAUCCUCGUCUCCUGUGCCGCCACCAUCGUCGUCGCUGUUGUCGUCGCACUCCACCACGGACAAUGGCAGUGCAGAGAACACGCACCCGACGCAGACACCGGCGCGCGGCAAGAAAGGCAGCCAGCAGCAGGACACGUUGUCGCACAUGCUGCUGCGCCGCCUUGCUGACAGCAAAGGCGCCGUGCGCAAAGUAGCUGUUGCUGCAGCAGAGGCCAUUCUCCUCCUCCUCGACUCUCUCACCGCGCAUGAGAUUGAGUCGCUGACGGGGCGGUGCCGGGAUCCUGUGCUCUCUGUGCGGCGCCAGGCCCUCGAGUCUGCACACCGCGUCCUCGCACACCACCGCCACAGCGAAGUCGUCAGAAGGUCGUUCUUUGAGAGCGCGCUGCCGCUGAUGCUGGACAAUGAGGAAACCGUCAGAACCAAGUGCACGAGCAUCGUUGCAUCAGUUCUGCUUGACGGCGUGUUGGAGGAAACGAGUGAUCUCACAGACAGCCUCCUCGAGUGGCUUGCAGAGCACCCGGAGUACAGGCGGUAUGUGCAGCGUGGCUGUGCAGACUGGCAGCGCAACAAGCAAAUCACCUCCAAGCACAUCAAAGCCCUCUUUAGCAGGGUGGACAACGGAAAGACGGCUGCGUGGUCAUUUCUUUCGAUUGUGGCGACGCAGGGUGGCAUGCUGGUAGACCCUGCGUUGGUGUACAAGUAUUGGAGCGAGAGCGUGCUGGAAAACACGUCCGUUUCCAGCGUGAUCCUGACCAUUCUAAACGCCGUCGGUGAUCGCAUGACGCAACAGCAGCGGUCCUCCCUCACAGGCCAACUCAAGCGCCACGUGCUCGGUUUCUCGCUGCCACCGCCUCUCAUCGCGAUUGCCAUGGCCACAAUCACCAAGUUUGAUGCUCUGGACAACAACAGCAAGGAAGGCCUGGCAAAGCCCUCUGUUGAAUUUUGCCGGCAGGUGCUGCACAAGUGCCGGGAUUGCAUCACGACGACGCAGUCGCAGUCACCGGACGAAACAGCCGCUGCCCGCCACAUCUUCACCCUUGGCGAGGCUGCCAUGGUGUGUCCACAGAGCGUGGAUGACGCGCUUGUUCUUCCGCUCCAAGCAAUCAUCGCCCGCGCAGACAAGGAACGCAACCCCAUUUUGCGCGCACACGCGUAUCUCGCGCUCGGCAAGGUUUGCCUGCAGCGAGAGGAGCUGGCCAAGACGUGGAUCUCAUCCAUGGCGCGGGAGCUCGACGAGUGUCCAGAUGCCGCCGUUAGAAACAACAUCGUUGUCAUCAUGGCCGAUCUCUGCAUCAGGUACACAACGUUUGUGGAGCGGUACAUCCCGACGCUGGCCGGCUGUCUUCGCGAUGAGUCACCACUCGUCCGUCGCCAGGCUCUCAUGCUCCUCACACGGCUGUUGACUGAGGAUUACAUCAAGCUGAAGGGCGUGCUGUUCUUCCGUCUGCUUGUCACCCUCGUUGAUGAUGAUAUGCAAGUCAGGAACCUUGCCAACUUCUGCCUCAUUCAUCUCCUCUUCGCCCGCGACCCAACCAUCUUCCGCGCGCACUUUGUUGAGGCUGUGUAUCACCUCAACGACCACCGCCAGCACCCGACCUACAACCGCCUCCCCCAAUCCGACGCAGAUCGUGCCCGCUUCAACUUCACCGGUGUUGAGAACCGGACCAAGCGCGAGUACAUGUAUCGCAUAAUGCUGCAGCACUGCACUGAUGUCGACAGGCUCAACAUCACACAGGACCUGUGCCAGGGUGUGCUGAACGCCGUUGCAGAUGAAGAGCUCGAGUUGAACUCUGAAAUGCAGAAUGUUCUCACGGACGCCCUCCUCAUUCUCUCGUCAAAGGACAUCAAGCUUGGCAAAGCGACAGACACAAGCGGCGACCUGGAGGACGAAGAGGACAAAGCAUCCGGAAAGGCAGCUGUCAAGGCCCAGCUCAUUUCAAAGAUUGCGAAGAAGAACCUCGUGCAGAACAUACUGCCGAUUGUUGUGCAGCUGAAGAAUGCGCUGGACCGCAAACGCUCGCCGCUCCAGCGAAACAUCAUGCUCUACCUGCGCGAAGUGAUGGCCGACCACAGGGACGAGGUUGAAGAGUUGCUGAGUGCAAACCAGCAGCUUGCACGCGAGAUCAAGUUUGACCUGGAGCAGUUUGAGAAGGAAGCUCGCAGCCGCCGCGUGUCUGUCAUGUCGCUUGCUGCCACGCCGUCUCGCAUGACACCGCGUCUUCGCUCGGCCUCCACCGCACCGUCACCGUUCCUUGCGGGCAUGGACACGCCAAACUUCAAGGCACCACGUCUCCGCACACAGCAGUCUGGCCUGCGCCGACAGAGCCGCUCCGACCCUGCGCGUACCCCGCUUCGCAGCAGCACCUCUGCAGCCGCGUUCACGCCAGUCGCCAUGCGUGGUGAGCGCGGUCGUGGCGCCACUGCCGGCAUGACCACGCCGCUGCGCGCCAAUCCGCUGGCGUGGGUUCGCACCCCGGCCUCGAAGCUCGCGUCCAGUAAGAAGCCAGGUGCUCGCACUGCCUCCACUGCCACAGCAACGGCAGCGCCGGCGGCGAACACAACUGCGGCGACCAAGGCAUUGGGUCGCCUGUCCACAGUUGAUGACGUGGAGACAGACGUGAUUGUUCUGGAGAGCCCAGCGGACAACACCAGGGUGCGCCGCGCCGUGUCAAAAUGGCCGCUGCCACCGCCCGUGUUCAAGACACUGAGCAGCAGCAGCGAUGAUGAUGAUGGACAGGCGAAGAGUGCAAACGCCAACACCACCGCCAUGGAUGAAGAGGAGGAGGUCGACCCACUGCUCUCUGAGACGCCUAUGAAGCGCUCCAAGGAAGUCACUGCCUGAGCCACCGCGUGUGUGCGUGUGUGCUUGUGAACGUUCACAUGUGUGUGCGUGCGUGUGUGCGUGUGUGUCUCUCUCUCUCGUUGAGGAACACACAAUUGCUGCUUUUGUUGAAUUUGAAUUGCCAUGCCUUCCUACCGUUGACUUUCUGCAUUUCUGUUACUGCCUAACUGAGCCAACUACCACCACCACCACCACCACCACCAGCGCGAGAGACACAAUACUGUUCCUAACCUCCCUCGCCCUUGUUUCGUUGUCCUUUUGUCAUCGUGUUGCGUUUUCUGUUGCUGUGUUUUAUUGGAACAACACGCUCUUCCUUCCCUUCUCGCGUUCUCUCUGUUUGAGGCAUCAAUGGGUUUUGAUGGGCCAUGUAGAUGCUGGUGCUGCCGUUUGUGUUUGUAGAAGUGAAUGUACGACAGAACCA